UCUAACUGAACAGACGUGUAAAUAAGUAAUUUGUCCAUUCACUCCUUGAACAAAAUGGAAAAUAUGGACUCAGACUUUUAUGAAUCGAAAAAACGACGUCGGAACAGUUUCCGAAAAACAUGGGAUCCUUUUAUGUUAAAAACAAUCAACAAUGAGGAAGAAGUUACGGGGAAAUCUAUUCAGUUUCUUCAGUAUAUAAUCUGCUUUUUAUUUGGUGUUGCUGUACUGGGGUUCGCUUUUCUCAGCAAGUCUAGUCUUCUUUUAUUGGUCAGCAUUUCAAGUGCUAAUUCGCCCUUUGAAAACAAACCUUUUACUCAUCUUAUCUUGGCCUGUGCAUUAGUGGUGCCGAAUGUUUUAGCAUUUACAAAAGCAUUGUGGAAAACAUCAUUUAGAUCAUCCUCUAGUCCACCAAAAGGUGUUCUAGCCAUGGUAUGCUUCAUCGAAGCAAUCAUCGCACUUGCCACUUCAGUUCUGGUGCUGGUCUGCUUGCCUCAGUUUGAUGUCAUUACAAAUCUCUGCAUUUUGAAUGGUGUCUGUCUGUUUCCUUCAUUUCUACAAAUAAUGUAUGAGUUGAAAAAUCUCGGGAUUGCCUUGCUGUUCCCCCUCAUUGGCUUCGGGUUGACUUUUCUAGGCCUCUUGCUUUUUGUUUUGGUCCACAAUUCCCUGCAGCAAUCAGAAACCCCCCAAUUCCUUCAGAUGUACGUAGCCAUAGCAAUAGUUUCCUUAACACUAUUAUCUCUCAAUUGGUGGGAAAACUUUACAUCCUACUUUAAAGUUGGAUUCCUGCAAAAUAUAAGGGAAAGCCUGCGUGGCAAUAGAAAUCUUACGUACGUUUGUAGUAGUGCAGUUAGAAUUCUCGUCACCUUUGGUGUAGUCGCGGCAUGGAUUCCAAUUAAGAAAUAUGACUGGAAAGAUUUGAAAACAGUCUCUCAAUUUGAACUAAAUAUUAUUUUGGGUCUCUUUGGAGUGCAGGCAUGUUCUUCUGUACUUUGCCACUGGUUUGGGGUCCUGGUGUGCAAAAUGCAUGCAGUCAGACGAAGUUUCAUGCUGCCAUCCAUAUUAGCCUUCCCUGUGGUAUUCAUUGCCAUUUUGAUAGUGCUUUAUGAUAGUUCCAACAAGUACAGUGAAGGGCCCACCUCCAACCUCACCCUCUUCUGCAAUGAUUUAAUAACUGUCCAAGAAAUCGAUCCUGUACGAAUCCUCCUUUUAGAAAUCCCUCAGAGCCUUUGCAGAGCACAGGGAUUCUUAAAUACCAGCAGAGUUGGUUUGGCACUUCUUGGCACUUCAGCAAUAUGCUUUUGGCUUGGGCUAUUUUUCUCAACUUACUAUGUGUGGGGCCAGCCCCUUCAAAGGAUUGAAAGGACAUCCCAUCUCUUUGUUCGAUGGCUAUAUGAAGCUGCCUUCAUGGAACAAUCAAUGCUGCUCAACAUACGUGUCCAGAAAAAGCAAAUUGAGGAAAUCAAAAGGAAAUCAGACCAUGUGAUGAUAUAUCUGUGCGCAACAAUGUGGCACGAGACAGUGGAUGAAAUGGAAAAGAUUCUCAAUUCAAUAUUCAGGCUGGAUAAAUACAAACCAUAUACUUUAAAAUCACACAAAGACAAUUUUGACUUUGAAACACAUAUUUACUUUGAUGAUGCAUUUACUUUUGUGGGACCCGAUGAAAAUACGCAGCAGAGAGUUGUGAAUGAAUAUGUGAUGAGCCUUGUUUCGACAAUGGAGGACAUUUACAGGAUAUUUUCACGGGAAAAAUGCACUUCUAAGGAUGAACUGGAAGAUGAUGACAUUAUGAGGCAAACCAUAAUGGAGACACCUUACGGUGGAAGAAUCUGCUACACACUCCCAUACGGAAACACCAUUCAUGUUCAUUUGAAAGACAAACAGAAAAUCCGGCACAAGAAGAGAUGGUCUCAGAUCAUGUACAUGUAUUAUCUGCUGGGAUGGAAGUUAAGUAGGAAGUACACUACCCUGUCAGGAUGUUUUGAAGAUGAAGUAUCGAAUGAAAAUACCUUAAGGAACGAGAAGGAAAACACCUAUAUUCUGGCAUUGGACGGUGACACUGACUUCCAGCCCUCCGCGUUGAUCUUACUGGUGGACAGGCUGAGAAGAUAUCCCCACGUAGGGGCUGCGUGUGGGAGAAUACAUCCUACAGGAGUUGGUCCGAUGGUGUGGUACCAGAAGUUUGAGUAUGCUGUUGGCCACUGGCUCCAGAAGACAGCUGAACACGUGCUGGGCUGCGUGCUGUGCAGUCCAGGUUGUUUCAGCUUGUUCAGGGCGGCGGCCCUGAUGGACGACAAUGUUAUGAAAAAAUACACCACAACCGCAACUGAAGCACAACACUUUGUCCAAUACGAUCAAGGGGAAGACCGUUGGCUCUGCACAUUACUGUUGCAACAGGGGUGGCGAGUGGAGUACAACGCAGCCUCAGAUGCCUACACCAAUGCACCGCAAGAAUUCAAGGAAUUCUACAACCAACGACGUCGCUGGGUACCAUCCACUUUGGCAAACACAAUCGACCUUCUGGACAGUGCAGCGCAAACAUCAAAGAAAAACCCUUCAAUUUCCAAACUCUACAUUCUGUACCAGAUUAUUGGAACAGCCGCCUCAAUCCUGGGUCCUGCCACUGUGAUUUUGAUGAUAGCAGGAUCAUUUACCUUUGUGUUUCAAUGGAAUGGAAAUGUUGCCCUGGCGCUAGGAGUCAUUCCUCCCGCCCUCUAUAUACUCAUUUGUUACAAAGUCAAAUCGGACACACAGAUCAAUAUUGCUGCCGUUCUGAGCAUCUUUUAUGCUUUCCUAAUGAUUGCAACGAUAAUGUCCAUCAUCGGUGAAAUGAUCAGGGAAAAAACCUUUAUUACUCCAACGGGAGUGUUCUUCAUAUCCAUGGUGGUCCUCUUCCUCUCAACAGCAUUGCUGCAUCCCCAGGAAUUCCACCUUGUUCUAUACGGAUUGUUGUACAUCAUUUGCAUUCCGAGCGGAUACUUGCUCUUGCCCAUUUAUUCUAUGGUGAACAUGAAUAACGUUUCAUGGGGCACUCGUGAAAGUGCCACUCCAAAUAAAUCUACCAAGAAGAAACCUGAGCAGAUUAAGCGAUAUGAAAAGAAAUGGAAAUGCAUUUGUUGGGAUGUUGAAUUUGUAAUCAAAGAGGAUAAAAAGGAAGCAAUUCAACAAAAAGACAGUGCAAAUGAUGAAAUGGAAAUAUUGGAACCCAAAGUUGUAGACAACUGGAUUGACAAUUUAAAAGAAAAGUCUCUCUAUAUUGACCUCAUUGAAGAAAAACUUGAUGAAAGGGAAAACCCAUUCUGGACUGAGUUAAUUGAGGUGUAUCUUAAACCAAUUGAUGAAGAUAAAGCAAGACAGCAAGAGAUUGCGAAAAAUCUGAGCACUCUGAGAAACAAGGCCACUUUCCUGUUCUUCAUUAUAAAUAUCCUGUGGCUCGUUUCAACAUUCUUCCUGCAACUCAUCGGUCCUGACAUACACAUCAAGCUACCCAAAAUCCUCUCAAAUGGUUCUUUCUCAAUAAAUGAAAAUCUAACCGUCGAACCCAUCGGUUUCAUGUUCUUGAUAUCCUUUGCUGGAUUGUUGGCAAUUCAAUUCAUCACCAUGUUAUACCACAGGAUUAAUACCCUCAUCCAUUUCAUUGCAUACAAAGGAACUGAAGUGAAACCUCUGCAGAAUGUUGGAAAGUAUAAAAAACAUGAAGAUCUUGAGGUUUGACAUCAUAGAGAAGCCAAAUGAACAGAGCUUGAA
Messenger RNA from Amblyraja radiata (thorny skate), 3744 nucleotides. Its product is annotated as chitin synthase chs-2-like. Gene Ontology annotation, cellular component: cell periphery; cell septum. NCBI's taxonomy places the organism in Eukaryota, Metazoa, Chordata, Chondrichthyes, Rajiformes, Rajidae. The record is from RefSeq and is a predicted model, not a curated record. Gene Ontology annotation, biological process: chitin biosynthetic process. The transcript has 19 exons. The coding region runs from base 55 to 3711 and encodes 1218 amino acids. Gene Ontology annotation, molecular function: chitin synthase activity.